Vigna umbellata (rice bean) is the source of this 1627-nucleotide messenger RNA. RefSeq lists its product as uncharacterized. Lineage: Eukaryota; Viridiplantae; Streptophyta; Magnoliopsida; Fabales; Fabaceae. The record is from RefSeq and is a predicted model, not a curated record.
GAGCCUCUGUUUUCCAUGUCAGCAUGGUCAACAUCAACCUCCCAAAUUUUGAGUUUUUCCCGCCCCAAGCCCAAACCGGACGCCACAACCUUCUACUAUAAAUAAUUCCAAACGCCGUAACAUCAUCAUCAACUCGUAAUCACUCAACGCAUCUAAUCUAAUCACAAGUUCUUUGCUUCCCAUUCUCGCAAUUCAGAUUCAGAUAUGGAAGAACCCGUCAUCGAACAGUCCUCCUCUGCUGCUGCUACUGCUUCCUCUGGGAACACUGCCAGACCCAGGCUUCAGAAGUAUGCGCUUCGCUCUGGCAAUAAAUCCAAGGAAGACAAGUCAGAUAAUACACCCAAUUUCUCCAAUCCUUGUGAAUCAAAGAGUUUUCUCUUCAGGGGCAGAAGUUUGGGUGCUUCAAGUGUUAGUAAAAGUGUGAGUGUUCUAGAUUUUUCUGGCAAGGAGAAGUCUGGUAGUGCCAAGCCACCCAGAAGGCUCUCAAUUCCUGCCAAAGCACCAGCCACUUCGAGACCGAAGCUGGGUGGCAACAUUACCCCAAUCUCCGAGACCAGAACUUUGAGGAGUGCUUUAGGUCAAGGCAGAAGCAAAACACCCAUUUCUGACAUUUCCAAGACAACGAAGUUAAAUCUUCUAACUUCGGCUUCAUAUUGGUUGAACCAGAUUAAGCUCUCUGAAACUGCUUCCAAGCACUCAAUUUCACUUGCCUUCUUCAAACUAGCUUUGGAGGCAGGAUGUGAGCCUCUCGGGCCAAUGCAAGAAGAGCUAAAAUCUUAUGUGAGAAGACAUCAACUUGACGAUGGCAUUGGUGAAACUGUGAAAUCAUUGUUUGAGAGGUAUGGCAUCUCAGAAAGCAUGGAGCAGUUGCAGUUGUCUGAAACUAUUUCACAUGUGCCCGAAGAGGGAACUCGGUCUUCUGAUGAUGAUGUCCAUAGCUCGUCUUCUACCACUGAGAGUAGAAAACUGAAACCCAGGAGCUUAAAUUCUACCAAACUCACACCUUCAACAGAGUCAACAAAGAAUCAAAAGAGUAAUCUUAGAUCCAGUUUGAGAGGGAAUUUCAGCACCAGCACCAACAACACAACUCCAAGGACUUCUCUAGACAAAAGGAAUAAUAGGUUGGUUAAAAAAUCUGAGAAGCCAAGCAAGCAAGAAUCAAACAAGGAAAAGGGCAUGGUAAAGAAGCAGGAAAAGAAAUCUGAUGUCAAAGAAGCCGCAGCUAGCGCACCAAAGAGCAACAAAGAAAAUAUGCAAACUCUAAGCACUGAAGAGAUCAGCGUGGCAGAAGUCGUGUAAACAAUCUGCAGUUUGCAUUUCUGAAUUUUUGUGAUUCUGAGUGGAGCGUGCUUUUGUAUAGGCUGCAUUUCUCUUCGCUUGGUCACUUGACAUAUUUUUGUGUUUGUGUCAUGUUACUAUUAUCAUACACUUGUUAAUCAAACCAUACUGCAUCGAAUGUUGUUGUUUGUGUCUAUAAAUGUUUCUACACUGUAUGUGAAUAGUGGAGAUUUAUUCCACAGAAACAGUAUUUUUCUUCUGUAUUAAUUAUUUUAAUCUUGCAAAUUCUUGUUGAAGUGAUUAUAUUUUCUGAUCCAUUUUGUGAAUUAAUGUCAAAUGUUAAAUGAUA